UCUCCUUUUUCCGGGUGCUGCUGCCCUCCGAGAUCUUCCCGCCGAGCCCAGGCGCGGGGCAUGAAGAGCCCCUGGGUAUCGCCUGCAGACAGCCCGACCGCGCGCACACCUCGCCAGCCGUUGACGGGGACAUGAGCGGCAUGAUCGGUCUCUGGUGCUCGGGCGCCAGCCUUAGCCGGAGGUGGCCAGUGGGUCUGCGCUGCCUGGGAGAAUGAGGCAGGAACCCACCUCUCUCUCCUCCUCGCCUUCCUCUAGCUCCCGCGCCCCGGGCCCGGGCCGGGCUGUGGCUCUACUGCGUGCCCUGCGCGCCCCCCACCUGCCUCCGGAUGCUCUUCUCGGUUAGCCUGGCGAGGAAGAUAAAGACAUUUGCGACCAAGAUGGUAAUCACGAGUGGAAAUGAUGAAGAUCGGGGAGGCCAAGAGAAAGAGAGCAAAGAAGAGAGCGUGCUGGCCAUGCUGGGCAUCAUUGGGACCAUCCUGAACCUGAUCGUCAUCAUCUUUGUGUACAUAUACACCACUCUAUGAAAGGCCCCACAUAUCCUGGGCGGCAUCAGGAUGGCCAGGAGACAAGGCUCCUGUGCGUCCAUAGAUUGGUAAGCACACACCGCAGGGGGCCCGUAGGUUUGCGUACCACGCACUGCCCUAUCAAUGCACCUUCAAACUUUCUCAUGGGUCAACAAAUGAACCCACCCUUCUAUGAGGAGCAGACACUCUGAAGCACAAUGAAUCCAACGAAACUCAUUCAGGCCACAAGGAACUCAGUGUCUCUGUCAAGGGACCUGGCCAGAUGCUGGAGCAACCAGCCUUUGGCCCUAGUGGUGAGGAAAUGCCUCGUCCUGGAGUGCUGACCACACCCCACCCUGGAAAAGAGAACGGCUGUGGCACACGCAGCUCAGCUGCCCACCUCCCAGGACGAGCAGGAUAAGCUCUAGGUGGGGCUCACUGGCAGGCAUCCCAUUUAUCAAAUGUUUCCAGCUGUUUGAUACGGGAGAUUACUUAUUUUUCCUUUUUCAUUGGCUUGAUGUGUGUACCUGUUCAUAUCAAGGUUUAUAAAUAUAUAUUUUUAAUAAAUGUGCUCUAUUUUUUAGCAUGAACCAAAUAUUUGGAGAAGCGCUUCUGGAUCCAUAGCUCUUCUUGGUUUUAAUCGCUUUGCUUUAUCAACUGCAGGACAUCUUUUUCCGUAGCUGUCCCGUGGUCUCAGCUCAUCUCAACUCUUUUGCCUUCAUGCUCUUCUCCUUCCCCACCUCUGCCCCUCCUCUCUUUCUCCUUCCACCCGUUCCUCCCCAGUCUCUAGUUCUCCUCUCCUCCCUUUCAUUCUCUCCUUUCCUUCACUCUCAUUCUGCUCCCUCUCCCCCUCUACUCUCUCUUCUCCUCACCUUUCUCCUCUCCUCAUGGCUGGACUAGAGGACCUUUUUUCUGUAUUGCCAGCCGCGCUCUUGGCUGGUGCAUGAUUCAAGAUUGUCGAGUGGCUUUUUGUUGUUCCGUCAGAGAUGUGAAUGGAUUGUGGGCAUGCAGACCUUAGACGCGCCCUGCCCUUGCUGACAAUUAUGCAUGAACAAGGGCCAAGGGCAGAUCAGCUUUCAACCUGUUUUCAAAGGACUACCACUGAGGAAGAUGAGUGUGUCCCUGCCUGCAGGUCACCCGUGAGAUGGAGCAGUCACCAGCUCACUGGCAGCAUUGCUCAUUCACUCCUGUAACCACGUUUAUGAGAUUUUUAUUUAUUUAUUUUUGUGUGUGUGACCGUGAGCAAUGGGAACGGGGUAAGCUCAAUGUGCAGUAUGCCACCCUUUCCUUGGUGAGACGCCUAGGGGUGGGGUCUCUUCGGAAGCCAGUGAGAUGUGAACAAUGUGAAAACUCCCCACUGCAAGAACGUGCACACAGUCAGUUCCUGCUGUAAAGACACUGCUGUGACAAGUGACCCUUCAAGGGCAUUGGAAGGGGGCUUAAUGAUCUCUGUAAAGGACCCCUGCGCAUUUUAAAGCUGGUUUCCACCCACACAGAGCUUUUUCCUCUCUGACGGGAUGGUUAGAUAGCUACAAACUUCCCCUGCUCCCUGGCUCCCUAACCUAGCUCCAGCCUGGCUGCAGUGGACAGCUCAUUCCGACAUGAGCAGAAAUGGCAGCAGCCUGCCCCAUUGGAUUCAGGUGACACUGAGGGGGGAGAUCUGCCUGCCCCCUUCCUUAAGUGGCACCAUGAAGGAGGAGUCAUUUCUUGGGCUCCACUAAGGGACCAGUCUUUUUUUUUUUUUUUUAA
This is a messenger RNA of Meriones unguiculatus (Mongolian gerbil), 2252 nucleotides long. RefSeq names its product TCL1 upstream neural differentiation-associated RNA (gene Tunar). Bases 327 to 524 code for a protein of 65 amino acids. The transcript is spliced from 2 exons. The record is from RefSeq and is a predicted model, not a curated record. Lineage: Eukaryota; Metazoa; Chordata; Mammalia; Rodentia; Muridae.